AAUGACUCUGGAAGUGCUCAAAGACCCACAACUGAUAUCACCCGCAAGCGUCUUUUGUUUUUUGCUGUUGCCGCUGCUGACGCUAUGGUUUACCUAUUGGCGUCUAUCACGUCGCCAUCUGUACGAAUUGGCUGAGAAAUUGCCAGGACCCAAAGGAUUACCCAUUGUUGGGCAUUUAUUCGAUGUCGUUGGACCCGCAUCAUCGGUUUUCAGAACGGUCAUUCGGAAAAGUUCUGAAUUUCCCUAUGUAUGUAAAAUGUGGAUUGGUCCUAAACUUGUGGUAUUCAUUUAUGAUCCGAAAGAUGUUGAAAUACUACUCAGCAGUCAGGUGUACAUUGACAAGGCAUCAGAAUAUAAAUUCUUUAAACCAUGGCUUGGUGAUGGUCUGCUAAUAAGUACAGGUCAUAAAUGGCGAUCACACCGCAAGUUGAUUGCACCCACAUUCCAUUUGAACGUUCUGAAGAGUUUCAUUGAUCUAUUCAAUGAAAAUUCACGCAAUGUGGUCCGUAAACUUCAGUCGGAGGGUGGCAAAACGUUCGAUUGUCACGAUUAUAUGAGUGAGGCCACCGUAGAGAUUCUAUUGGAAACUGCUAUGGGUGUGUCGAGAAAGACCCAGGAUAAAUCUGGUUAUGAAUAUGCACUGGCCGUUAUGAAAAUGUGUGACAUUCUCCAUCUAAGACAUCGUAGCCUCUUUCUGCGAAGUGAAUUCUUAUUUUCCCUUACCAAAUAUUAUCGUGAACAGGGAAGACUUUUGGAUAUCAUUCAUGGCCUGACAAAGAAAGUAAUUAAAUAUAAGAAGGAAGCCUUUAAGAGAGGUACUCGUGGCUCAUUGGCUAAAUAUGAGUGGACUGAAAAUGGUGAAUUGAUAACAGAAAGUUUAAAUUCAAAUGGUAAUAUUACCAACACGGAAGAUAAAAACGAAAAAGUUACCACUGUAGAGGGGCUCUCAUUUGGCCAGGCCGAAGGAUUAAAGGAUGACCUCGAUGUUGAUGAUAAUAAUGUGGGUGAAAAGAAACGUUUGGCAUUUUUGGAUUUACUUUUGGAAAGUGCUCAGAAUGGUGCCACAAUAACGGAUACGGAAAUUAAGGAGCAAGUCGAUACCAUAAUGUUUGAGGGUCACGAUACAACGGCAGCAGGAUCAUCAUUUUUCCUCUCCCUAAUGGGUAUACAUCAGGGUAUACAGGAUCGUGUUAUUGAGGAGUUGGAUGAAAUUUUCCAAGGAUCCGAUAGAAAUUGUACCUUCCAAGAUACCUUGGAAAUGAAAUAUUUGGAAAGAUGUCUUAUGGAAACACUGAGAAUGUACCCACCAGUACCGCUAAUUGCCCGAGAAUUGCAGGAAGAUUUAAAAUUGGCCUCAAAUGGCUAUGUUAUACCAAGAGGUGCCACCAUUACAGUGGCCACCAUUAAAUUACAUCGUAAUCCUUUGGUCUACAAGAAUCCGAAUAUCUUUGAUCCAGAUAACUUUUUGCCCGAACGUCAAGCCAAUCGUCAUUAUUAUGCCUUUGUACCAUUCUCAGCUGGACCAAGAAGUUGUGUGGGUCGCAAAUAUGCCAUGUUAAAAUUGAAAAUUUUACUUUCCACCAUCCUACGAAACUAUCGUGUCCAUUCCGAUCUAACUGAAGAAGAUUUCCGGUUGCAAGCUGAUAUCAUAUUGAAACGUGAGGAGGGUUUCCGUGUUCGUUUGGAACCACGUAAGCCACAUGCCUUCAAAAAAUCCACCCAGACUAAUAGCACAACGCAAGCAGCAGCAGCUGCGACAUCAGCAGCUAUUUAG
Messenger RNA from Musca vetustissima, 1774 nucleotides. It is a transcript of the gene Cyp4g15, whose product is annotated as cytochrome P450 4g15. Gene Ontology annotation, molecular function: heme binding; iron ion binding; oxidoreductase activity, acting on paired donors, with incorporation or reduction of molecular oxygen. The coding region runs from base 2 to 1774 and encodes 590 amino acids. The transcript has 5 exons. Lineage: Eukaryota; Metazoa; Arthropoda; Insecta; Diptera; Muscidae. The record is from RefSeq and is a predicted model, not a curated record.